Parathielavia appendiculata is the source of this 664-nucleotide messenger RNA. RefSeq lists its product as uncharacterized. NCBI's taxonomy places the organism in Eukaryota, Fungi, Ascomycota, Sordariomycetes, Sordariales, Chaetomiaceae. Bases 92 to 601 code for a protein of 169 amino acids. The transcript has 3 exons. The record is from RefSeq and is a predicted model, not a curated record. Gene Ontology annotation, cellular component: membrane.
CGAUUCAUGAUUCAUCGAACAAUCACAUCGUUUAGCAUCUUUACGUUUGAUCACAGUCUUCCUCUCUCUUACUUCCAGAACUCAUAACAAAAUGGAUAAAGCAGCAAAGAAAAUGGUCGAAGCGGGCUCGAUCGCAUUGCAAACGGCCGCGACCGCUUCCGCUUCACUGGCCGCCGGCAUUGGCAAUCCCGCAGCAGCUUCGGCCGCCGUGGGAAUCACAGCCGACGCUGCCAAAGGUGCAGCCAAUGUAGCCAAGGAAGCUGCCGAAAGGGGCCUCAAGCUCGCAAAGAACCACCCCAUCACAGCAACCAUCAUAAUAGCUGGAGCAGCAGUUGUUGUCGUCCUAGGGGUUAUUGCAAUCCCAGCGCUGAACGCAGCGGGAUUUACCGCCCAAGGCAUCGUUGCAGGCUCAGUAGCUGCAGCUGCCCAGAGCACGAUCGGAAAUGUGGCCGCCGGAAGCACCUUUUCCACGCUGCAAAGUGCUGGCGCGGGAGGAGCCGGGGCAGCGGUAGUGAAUGGCGUUGUCCAGGGAGUUGGGGUUGGUGCUGCUGGUGUUGCAGCUGGGGGUAAAUAUCUGUGGUCAAAGAUGAGCAAGCUUUGACGGGAAAUUUGGUAGCUGAAGGGCUGAGGUUCUCUGAAGGAUUCAGUCCGACAUCUCUGCUUU